AUAAAAAUCCGUUUUAUUGUUAUUAUUUUAAACUCUCUCGGGAGUUACGCGGUGAUGGUGUGGGACUCGGGCCCCGAAAAGAAAUGGAAACGAACGGGCAAGAAGGUACACAACAAAGUCAUGCAUUUAUGUGCCCGCAUGAACCCAGCCAAAAAGGGCUCACCGGCUCUGCAAAAGCCGCGGAAAAGCUGGACGAGGGCAGGUGGUGGUGGUGGUGGCCCACAUUUGCUUCAUUCGUUUUUAUUUUAUUAGUUUAUACGACCUGUGCCGCAGGCAGACAGAGAUGGGGUGUGUGUGUGUUGCUGGUUGUUCUGCGCCGUAAAGGUCGUAAUACAAUCUUUCGUUUCCAUUUUUAUCACUUUCCUCUUACGGUUGGUUUGAUCCGGGGGCGGACCACCAUCCCAGACCUGCCUUGGACAACAGGGUACGGGUAGUUCUAAGUUUAUUGGGAAAAGAUUUACCCCCGGCUGGGCUUUUUCAGAUAUAGGCGUUGGAUGGCUGCGCGAGGCUAAUAGGAUUGCUGGUUAGAACCUUCCAACCUGCCCACACUUUGCGAUGCUGGACGACUGUGAACUGGUCGAUCGAUCGAUUGACGGUGAUGGUGAUGUUGUGUGGGCAUCAAGCCACGAGAAAGCCGCACUAGAGGCUUUAUCAUCUUCGCUUUUUCCCGAUCCUCAUCUGGCAGCUGUGAUCCUACUGACGGCACACUUAAUUCCUGCUCCCUAUGUCACGAUCGAUCAACUGCACCAGAACCGGGCUGGCGAACCAUUUUUAGUUUUAUCGUUGCACGGCUCAUCCUUCUCCGGGGAACUGCCUGUACGAAGGGGAGAUGUUAUGUUCCCGACGUUGACAUCCUUAUCUUGGCAGGACUGUUUUAGCCAAUGCGGUGAUUCAGCAAACACGAUAGUGGCUGACUGUGGGUGGAAGUUUAUCGUCAUCCCGAGCACGGUGAUGCACACGCUCACUGCAACGAUGGCACCGGUGAGAUAG
This is a messenger RNA of Anopheles stephensi (Asian malaria mosquito), 990 nucleotides long. RefSeq lists its product as uncharacterized. Lineage: Eukaryota; Metazoa; Arthropoda; Insecta; Diptera; Culicidae. The record is from RefSeq and is a predicted model, not a curated record. The coding region runs from base 556 to 990 and encodes 144 amino acids. The transcript is spliced from 5 exons.